CGUCGGCAGUCGGGCGGCCCCACAGGGGAGCAGCCGAGACCGAGGCAAACGGUGGAGAUUCUGUAGCGCGAGGAAAGCGGGGAAUCGUCAUCGCAUGACUGGACUCGAUCCCCUCUUUGUUCAGAAAUAUUACUGUGAAACCCUCUCCGCUCGACGCGAUUCCUCAUCAGUUGUUUCUCAAGAAGCAAUCUGCAAGUCACCAUGCCUGGAUCCAAAAAUGUCGUGCAGGUGCCCCAGUUAGGGUUCUGGGAGAAGGCGGAUCUCCCCUUCGUCCACGCUUCCGUUGUUGUCCAGGCUUUGUACGCUGCUAUCACUGGGUUCUUCCGUGGUAAAGCCAGCCCGAGGAAGUAUAGCCAUCAUGUUGCUGCUGCAGCUAUUCGCGGGAUGGUAAAUCGGAUCUCUAUUCGUCAGAAGCAAUAUCUCGACCCAACAACGCCGCAGACGUACCAUGCCGUGAUGCAGCGAAGAGGCCUGCAACCGGAGGCAGUCGAACUCCCCCACGACACAGAGGGAUACUGGCUGGGCAACAAGAAUGCAAAGAACGUGAUCAUCUAUUAUCACGGAGGUGGCUUCGCCAUGGCGGCCGGCGCCACACACUUUGAUUUCUGGCUAGACCUCCUCCAAGUCAUCAACGAGAACGGGCACGACGUCGCCGUGUUUUUCCCUCGGUACACACUCACCCCACACGAAGUCUACCCAACCCAGUUACGCCAGGCCGUCGGUGCACUCCGAUACAUCCUCACCGACACCGGACGGGCUCCGUCUAACGUGAUCGUCGGUGGUGACUCGGCCGGUGGAAACCUUGCCAUGGCGGUGCUGCUGCACCUGUCCCACCCGCAUCCUGCUAUCGACCCGAUUACCUUGUCGAGUCCACUGGCUGGCGUGUUUGGGUAUGCGCCGUGGAUUAAUUUCAGCCAAGACUGGCCCUCGUUCAAGGAUAAUGUUUCUCGGGACGUUCUCACUGAUCGGGCUUUGUUGAGGUGGUCGAAUGCUUAUCUUGAUGGUAAGCCGGGUGAUAGUUGGAGUGAGCCGGGUCGUGCGCCGGCGGACUGGUGGCAGGAUGCGAAGACGGAGCAGAUCUUAUUGUUGGCGGGCGGUGACGAGCUUUUGCUGAGUUCUAUUGAGUCUUUUGCGAAGAAGGUCAAGUCGGCUUUCCCGAAUACUACGUUCGUUGUUGGAUACGACGAGUCUCAUGAUGCUCACUUGUAUGUCGAAGCAGGCUCAAAGGAGGGCACACAAACCAGCAGAGAGCUGCGGCAAUGGAUUGCUUCUCGUCUGUGAACCCAGUUGGGGGGCAAGAUGUAUAAUUCAGGGUCGUGCUUGUCUCAAUGGAUUUAUAGGCCCUAUGCACAUAACAUAGGAUAAUUCAGGAAACCAUUCACAGUUCAUAUUUGACAAACGUUGAUAGUAUUCAGUCUGAUCCAUGAUAAGAUCAUGUCGAUGCCAAGAUCAAGAUUCUGUCGUACGGAG
Penicillium brasilianum is the source of this 1470-nucleotide messenger RNA. NCBI's taxonomy places the organism in Eukaryota, Fungi, Ascomycota, Eurotiomycetes, Eurotiales, Aspergillaceae. The record is from the annotation of a GenBank genome assembly.